Molecule: messenger RNA, 715 nt
Organism: Eruca vesicaria subsp. sativa (arugula)
Lineage: Eukaryota; Viridiplantae; Streptophyta; Magnoliopsida; Brassicales; Brassicaceae
Source: the annotation of a GenBank genome assembly
UCCGGUUCACGUGUCAGUUCCAUGUCCCUGGCACCAAAUUUUAAAAAGAAAAUUUAUACAUCAUCUUUCUCAAGAGUAUGAACCUCUCAUGAUAGUACUCCAAAAACCACAUUUCCCUAAUUCACUCUCUUUUUCCCUGAAUCUCUCAAUCGUCGUCAGAAUCAUGUACGACAACCCUUUUCUGAACUUACUCCGUUUAAUAUUCAUCUGCUUAAUCUUGUAUAUCAUCCUCCGCCCUCUCUACGAUUGUUGUUGUCUCUCCCGCUCUAGGAGUCAUCACAUCCGCAGCCGUAACAACCGCUCUACAAUGGUUUUCGUCUCCGCCAAUCCUGCUCAUACAGCCUCACGCGGUCUAGAUCCCGCCGUCGCGAAGUCUCGUCCCGUUUUCAUUUUCUCCGCCUCGACGCAUAGGGAUCCGAUCGAUUGCGUUGUUUGUCUCUCACAGUUCGAAGAGGGAGAAUUGGGUCGGCCUCCCGCAACGACGGUAGAGGAGCAAGUAGCGAUCAUCACGAUCCCUCCUGAAUCGGGAUCUUCUAUGAUGCCGUUGGAAGAAGCGCCGGUGAGUCAGAUGCCAUCUUUUACUCGGAUGUUGAGCAGAGAUGGAAGAAGUGCCCCAUCUUCAUUUGUUGGAGCUCCGUCUCAAUCGCUGUCGUCAAGCUGCGGGAUAGUGAUGACCGAAUCAGAAUAUGAGCGGAGAGGAGAAGAGAUUAAAUGA